AUUCAGACAAAUUUUAGUUAUCGACUACAUCAUUUCACUUCGAAACCAGAAUAGUGCAUUAGCAGUUAAUGGACAUUAAAACCAAUUGAUUAAUGUAUGUAUGUUUAAUUGAAGGUUGUUUGUGGACUGAUUUUAAAGUUGAAUGUUUGUUGUCAUUUAGAAGUGGUACUACUAGAGAAUGUGGAGCUAAUACUUGAAGCAAUUGAUUAUCUCUAGCUUCCAUUUGCACUAAAGCAAGGUUCUGCUGGGGAUAUGGGUGCCGGAAAAUCCAUCCUCGUUUUGCCGGAAUGGUCCUGCUUGACAGUCUUCAUCUGCUUGAAAUUUGUUCUGCAGAAAUUGGUGGUAUUUCCUCUCAAAUUUCAGAAUUUGUGGCUUUUGAACAAUUAUAUGGGAACUGUUUGGAUAAGAUUGUUAGGCCUGAAAAAGGGAGUUCUGCCAAACAAGGUGAUACCAUUAAAAGUGGAACAAUUAUUAGAUUGCAGCACUUGGGAACAAGAAAAUGGCUUCACAGCCAUAUGCAUGCUUCCCCAAUUUCAAACAAUCUUGAGGUGAGUUGCUAUGGAGACGAUUCUGUAUCGGACAAAGGAGACAAUUGGAAGCUUCUAAUAGAAGGAAGUGGGAAGAAUUGGAAACAAGAUCAGAAGAUUCGGCUUCAACAUUUGAAAACUGGAGGCUAUCUACAUAGUCAUGAUAAGACAUACUCAUCAAGAAUUGUUGGGGGACACCAUGAGGAUGUUUGUUAUUAAUGUGAAUCACAUCCGAAAAAGGAGAAGAAGAGGAAGAAGAGAAAGAAGAGGAGCAGGAGAACCACGGCGGCAGAGGGAGGAUGGCGACGAGACAGCAGCAGCGCCGCCCACGAAUAGCGAGGCAGCAGCAACGCCGCCCGUGGAACGUGAGAUAGUUGCAGUGGCGCAUGGGGAACGCACACGACGGCAUCACUCGUGCGGCAGCAGCUGACAGCGGCAACCUGAAUGACGACGCUGAACGAGGCUGGUGGUCGACACAGCGACAGCGUCAAGAGCUCGACGACGACAAUGAUAACUGUUGAUGGAGAGAUCGAUGCUGGUAAAGAAGCUGGUGGAAUGCAAAACGGCAGUACUGAAAAGGGAUGGAAGAGAAGCUGGUGCGGCAGCGAGGUGGGGGCAGCAGUGUUCUUCUACAUCUAAACGACUAUCUCCGGCGACGACGGUGGGAUAUGGUUGUGGACCUGAGAGGGAUUGGCGCGGACGUUGGAAUUAUGGUUAUGGUGGGAUUUGGAAUAACCGUACGUAGUGUGAAUGUGUUUAAUUGCUAAUUCUAAUAUUUUAAAUUUUAAAAUUUGAUAAUAAUUAUUUAAUUAAUUAAAAAUUUAAAUUUUAAGUCAAUUUUUUUUUUAGACAGUUGUUUACAUUGUUCACUAUAUAUAUACUUUUCCUUAUAUUAUAGGCCUGGAACAUGUCCAAACCUCAUUUUAUAAUAAUG
This is a messenger RNA of Arachis stenosperma, 1461 nucleotides long. Its product is annotated as stromal cell-derived factor 2-like protein. The record is from RefSeq and is a predicted model, not a curated record. NCBI's taxonomy places the organism in Eukaryota, Viridiplantae, Streptophyta, Magnoliopsida, Fabales, Fabaceae. The transcript has 7 exons. Bases 288 to 746 code for a protein of 152 amino acids.